AUGAGCUUGAAACGAUCAGCAAGCCCAGAGAUCAUCGCAAACCCUUUUGUGAAGAAACGAAACCUUGAAUGGACAGUGUCUGUGUUGGACAACGAACGGCUACUACGCCCAGCUUCAGCUUCACACAAAGACGAAGAGCUCACAACAGCAGGCAUAGAAUCUGGUGCUGAAUCGACCUCGAACCAUUUAGGGAUAUUCUCCGAGUCUAUCGCAGCUCACGGACGUCCUGGAAUCCCUACGUUGUCCGUUCAAUCGUAUAGAUCACUCUACACAUCUAAUGCAGGCUCACCGGACGGCGCGCACUUUGUCAUACAUCAACAUGACCACCCCAUCGCUGGCACACACUACGACCUCCGUCUGCAGAUCAACGAGACGAGCAGCGUCAGCUGGGCUAUCAUGUACGGGUUGCCAGGAGACGUGAACAGCACAAGGCUGAAUCGAAAUGCCACCGAAACACGGAUCCAUUGUCUCUGGAAUCACCUCAUAGAGACAGCUUCGAGCCAAACAGGCUCCUUGCUCAUCUGGGACACGGGGACGUACACUGUCCUCCCACGUCGGAGCAAGCAUGAACCCAAGGUUGAUCCGUCUUCCCCCAUAGCCUCACCGCAAUCACCAUCGCCGCAUCGGACACAGCAGCAGCUCCUUCAUGAGGCGUUCCAGAACCGCAAGAUCAGACUGCAACUCCACGGUGCUCGAUUGCCCCAGCGCUAUGUCCUCAACCUGCGCCUCACCAAAACAGAAGACGAGGCUGGGAGAGCAAGGAAACUAUCCGUCCGUCGUCGGCGUCGCCAACGUCAACCGAGGACUACUUGGAAGCAGCCCGUGGAGACUAGCGAUGACGAUGAUUCCGAAUCGGAGGAUGGAAACCUGGUCCCAAAGGGCGAAGAGGCGCGAGAGGACAUUCCCGCCAUGGAGAGGGAAAUCCGAGAGAUGGAAGAUGAAGAGGUGAGGAGGACAAAUGCAUACAUCGGCGCUUCGAAUACCAUUGGCUCUGUACACCAGCGCAGAUGGUAUCUGUCCCUGGAUCGGCGGGGCUGUGGGUUCAAGCCUGGAGACAAGAGGCGCUGGGUAGCCGACACAGUCGAACAAGAGAGCGAGGGCGAAGCCGAUGCAUGCCGUUUACGAUAUCCAUUUUACGUCAGAGGUGUCGAGGGGGAAAGGAGCAUCGUUUCGGGCAGAACAGGCGCUGAUGUGUUGGCCGAUGAAGGGGUCAAGGACUUUGUACAGAGAAAAGGCUGGAACGCAGUCCUUACUUAA
Messenger RNA from Emericellopsis cladophorae, 1257 nucleotides. RefSeq lists its product as uncharacterized. The transcript has 2 exons. The coding region runs from base 1 to 1257 and encodes 418 amino acids. Lineage: Eukaryota; Fungi; Ascomycota; Sordariomycetes; Hypocreales; Bionectriaceae. The record is from RefSeq and is a predicted model, not a curated record.